UAUAAAUAUGCUCUAAAACAAAACGUGAGGACAUACCUUGCAGGGACCACUAUUUUUCCUCAUUUUUUUCACUGAAAAUUUUCUUUUCGCCACCUCCAAAGCAGCAGCAACAUCCAAACCGUAUUCUCAAAAUAGUUUAGCUCAACUGAUACAAAUUCACACCAUAUAUAUAAAGCAUUCGAUUUGAAGGAGGGGAACAUUAUAAAUCAAACUUCCACACCAAUCCUCUCAUUCUAAUUUGCCCUCUCUAAAACCAGGUUUUAUGGCUCGAUUGCCAAUUCAAAAGAAGAUGCACUUGGCCACUGUUUUAACUUUGCAAAUGAUGGAAAUGGAAAACAUGCUUCUCAUGAUGAUUUUCAUUGCAAUUUGUUUACUUAUUAAGAGAAGUAAUAACAGGAGAGGAAUUAGCUACGCUCAUAUGUUCAAUAGGAGACAUAACUUAAGGACAUUGAAUUUGUGGGAGAUGGCUUUUGAGAACGAUACUUCAUGUGUUGAUAAUUGUAGAAUGGAUAGGCGUGCCUUAAAAAAACUAUGUUAUUUGCUUAGAACCGUUGGUAGAUUGAGGGAAAGCAGGAACAUGAGCAUUGAAGAAAUGGUGAUAUCAUUUCUUCAUAUCAUUGGACACAAUAUAAAGAAUAGGGUUUUGAAACGGCAAGUGGCAAGGUCAGGUGAAACAGUCAGUAGACAUUUCCAGUCUGUUUUAAAUGCUGUUAUAAGACUGCAUAGCAUAUGUUUUAAGAAACCAGAACCAAUACCAGAGACUUGCAUGGAUGAGAGAUGGAGAUGUUUUAAGGGUUGUUUGGGUGCAUUAGAUGGUACAUUCAUCAAGGUUCAUGUUACUGCGGAGGCGAGAGCAAGAUAUAGAACAAGGAAAAGUGAAAUUGCUACUAAUGUCUUGGGUGUUUGCACACCAGACAUGCAAUUUAUAUACGUGUUACCAGGUUGGGAGGGCUCUGCUGCAGAUGGUAGAGUACUCAGAGAUGCAAUUAAUAGGAAACACGGAUUGAAGGUUCCACAAGGGAAUUAUUAUCUUUGUGAUGCUGGAUACACAAACGGUGAAGGAUUUUUAGCACCAUAUAGAGGUCAAAGGUACCAUUUGAGCGAGUGGAAGCAAGGUGCCCAACCUGUAAAUGCCCAAGAAUACUACAAUAUGAAACACUCUCAAGCAAGAAAUUGCAUUGAGAGAUGUUUUGGUAUUUUAAAGAAAAGAUGGGCGGUUUUGAGAGAUAAAUCAUUUUAUCCAUUAAAAACUCAAUGCAGAAUCAUCACUGCGUGUUGCAUUCUUCACAACUUCAUUAGAUCUGAGAUGUCCAUUGAUCCUAUUGAGGCUGAGCUUGAGAGCGAUACUGAUGAUGAUUCUGGUGAUGAUGAGGAGUUGAUAAGACAUUGUGAGCCUAGUGUUGCUUGGACUGAAUGGAGAGACAAGUUAGCUGAUGAUAUGUUCACUUCUUGGACAAAUAAUUAAUAGUGAUGCUUUAUUAAUGUCGUUUACUAUUUCAGCUUUAUUUGGACACAUAAUUAUUAAUGUCAUUUACUAUUUCAACUUUAUUUGGACAAAAAACUACUAAUAUGCUUUAUAUAUUCGUGUUGUAUUUGUAAUCUGUUCUGUUUAAUUUUAAUUCCUCUUUGUUAAUUAAA
Cuscuta epithymum is the source of this 1638-nucleotide messenger RNA. The record is from the annotation of a GenBank genome assembly. Lineage: Eukaryota; Viridiplantae; Streptophyta; Magnoliopsida; Solanales; Convolvulaceae.